This is a messenger RNA of Eruca vesicaria subsp. sativa (arugula), 479 nucleotides long. NCBI's taxonomy places the organism in Eukaryota, Viridiplantae, Streptophyta, Magnoliopsida, Brassicales, Brassicaceae. The record is from the annotation of a GenBank genome assembly.
GUUCUUAAUCAAAAAGUUGAAUCUUCUUAUCACACGAAUCUGUUCUUUGCUAAAGCUCAAGCUCAAGCUCGAUCCCUCUUUGCGUGCAAGCAAAGCCUCAUCGGUAAAGAGAUCGAAAGAGGCUGAAGGACGGAUUAGUGAUUAAAGGUAUAGAGAGAAAGAUGAGAGAGACCUCAGCGAGUGGUCUUUCAUGGCGGCGCGUGUUAUUCUUCGCUUCGAUUGCUCUGCACUUCGUCUUAGGUCUAUCGGGAGAUUCCAAGAAUGCAAAUUCAGGAGCUAAAGCAGAGUCUCACACUUCUUCAGGCGGAACAGGGACAAAAGUAAUCCUCAUACUGGUCGGAUUGGUGGCUGUAGCUGUGUUCUCCUUCUUUCUAUACAGGUUAUGGCAGAAGAAGAAAAGAGACGAGCAGUACGCUCGACUGUUGAAACUCUUUGAGGAAGAUGAUGAACUCGAGGUUGAAUUAGGCCUUCGAGAUUAA